This is a messenger RNA of Lutra lutra (Eurasian river otter), 4606 nucleotides long. It is a transcript of the gene ENTREP2, whose product is annotated as endosomal transmembrane epsin interactor 2. Gene Ontology annotation, cellular component: membrane. The record is from RefSeq and is a predicted model, not a curated record. The transcript has 11 exons. The coding region runs from base 137 to 1744 and encodes 535 amino acids. Lineage: Eukaryota; Metazoa; Chordata; Mammalia; Carnivora; Mustelidae.
GCCCGCUACCCGCGGGAAGGCCGUCCCCUCGCCCGGCGCAACUUGCCUCGGACCCUCUGUGAGGAGAGGCAGCGGCGGCGGCGGCGCGCGCCGGGGCCGGGCGGGAGCGGGGCGAGGCGUGCGGGCGCCCGGCGCGAUGCCUCGGGCCGGCGGUCCCCGCGCGCCGCGCCCCGCCGCGCUGCCCCGCAGCCUGUCCCGCCUGCGCGAGUGCCCGGGCCGCUCCCGCAUCGUGCUGGCGCUCGGGGCCACGCAGAUGGCGCUCGGAUGCCUCAUCGUGGCCGUCAGCUUCGCCGCGCUGGCGCUCACCACCUCGGCCCGCGUCCGCCACUCCUGCCCCUUCUGGGCCGGCUUCUCGGUGCUGCUGUCAGGACUCAUUGGCGUUGUCUCCUGGAAGAGGCCUCUCUCGCUGGUGAUAACCUUUUUCAUGCUGCUCUCUGCAGUGUGCGUAAUGCUGAAUUUGGCUGGUUCAAUUCUCUCCUGUCAGAAUGCUCAGCUAGUGAACUCCCUAGAAGGCUGUCAGUUGAUUAAGUUUGACAGUGUCGAGGUGUGUGUCUGCUGCGAAAGGCAGCACCAGUCGUCGGGCUGCAGCAACCUUGGGGAGACGCUGAAGCUGAACCCGCUGCAGGAGGACUGCAACGCUGUGAGGCUCACGUUGAAGGAUCUCCUCUUCAGCGUGUGUGCCCUCAAUGUCCUCUCCACCAUCGUGUGUGCGUUGGCCACGGCCAUGUGCUGCAUGCAGAUGGUCUCUUCCGAUGUCCUCCAGAUGUUCCUUCCACAAAGGGUGCAUUCUGCCAGCCCGGCCUGCGUGACCCCCCAUGGCACCGUGCUCCACCAGACCCUGGAUUUCGAUGAGUUCAUACCCCCACUCCCACCUCCACCCUAUUACCCACCAGAGUACACCUGCACACCCACAGCCGAAGCCCACAGGGGCCUCCACUUGGACUUUGCUCCCUCUCCAUUCAGCACUUUGUAUGAUGUUGCCAUCAACAGUCCUGGUCUGCUCUACCCCACGGAGCUCCCCCCGCCCUACGAGGCCGUGGUGGGCCCGAACACCACCAGCCAGCUUACAAGUGUGGAUCAGCAGGUGACCGAGUCCAGCCCCGGGGACCCAGAUGCCACCGCUGGCUUCAGCACACAAGAGCCUGCAGAUAGCUCGAGCCUCCUGGCAUCCGAGAGUGCCACUGCACCGGGCCUGAGCCCCGAAGGCCCUGUGGGUGCCUCGCAGCCCCUGCCACCUGGCCUCGAGUCCCCAGAGGGCCCUGACCAGGACACAAGGGCAGCGCCAGGUCCUGGGCGUGUGGCCCGCUCUACCAGCGACCCCACUUCGUGCUCAUCUGUUGUGACAGGCACUGCCUCUUCACACACCCCGUCCUGCAGCCAGGACCUGGAAGCAGGACUGUCCAGGGCUGCUCCGGGGACCGUUUCCCGAGCUCACUCUGUCACAGCUGCCUGUGCGGGGCAGUGCCCGCUCUCGCCCCCUGGGCCACGGGACACCUGGAAAACAGACCCACAGGGAAAGCCAGAGGCCUUACAGACGGUCUUCAAAGAGCGGCCACGUUCUUUAGUGGACAGCAAGGCCCACGCAGACGCCAGGGUUUUGGUGGCUAAGUUUUUGGAACACUCGAACUGUGCCCUCCCUCCUGAGGUGCAGCACGUGGUGGGCACCCUGGGCACGGUGGUCCCUGCUGAGGAGGCCCACAUGGAGGAGGCCGUGGUCAGUGCCGGCGUUCUGGACCAGGUGUGACCAGCCCAUGGGUCCUGACAGGGCCACGGACGGGCCUGGACUCACCAUCCUUGCUGGAGGUCACUGUGCUCUGUGGAGAGGGGCCUGUGGCCCAGGAGAAUCUCAGGGUGGCCCAGGCGGGGAACUGCUGUCCCUCUCUUCAGGAGGAUCCGGUCUGUCAUUGUCUUGGGGAGGACCCUUCCUACCUGUUCCACUAAUACAGAAAAAUGACUCUCGUGGCCACCGUGAACUCUUUGGUUUUGUCAGGCAUGGAGCCCCUAGGCAGUGUUCUGAGAAUCCAGUGACGGGGACACCAGAGACUCUAAGUGUCUUCAGAGUCAGGGCCGUCACAAAGCAAGACUCUGCCCACCUCUGAGUCAGCUGAGUGUUGAGCAGGCAGAGGAUAUCAAGUAAAAUGAGACCAUUUUCUUCUAUGGUGUGUAUAAGUAAUCUACCUUUGUCAUAUGCUGACUGAAAGAAAAUGGGUAAUUCUGACACGGAUGACAGCCAGGGCCCAGCUCUUGCCCACAGGAGGCAGGGCUGUCGUGCGUGUGAAUCACAAUAGGGGACCUCCGUGUGGCCUGGCCAUCUCCAGGACACAAGCUGGUGUGGCAGGGAGCUUUGCUGGACACCACACCCCGCCUGGUCACCAGUCUCCCGGACUUCCCCUCUCCACCCUCCCUCCCUGGGACACCCUCCCCGCUGUCUCUCAGGCUGUCUACUCUCUCCUCUGCAGACACUGCUGGUGAGCCCCUUUGGAGGUUCUCCCUCUGUCUGCUCUCCCCAAGAUGGCCUGGACGAGUGGAGGUCUGGGGGAAGAGGCCUGGACCCUGGGACCUGUGCACCUCCUCAGAAAGCGGGUCGCUGCACCCAGAGCAUUCCCUUCCCAGUCAGCCGGGCAGCUGGGCAUCUGCGCGGGAAGACGCAGGCUAUAAAUCAUUUCUUUCCAGACAACACCCACUGUGUUGGGUACGUGGAAGGGGGCAGGCCCAGACCCUCUGUAGUGGCAGCUUGGGCAUUUUGCCUUUCUUGGUCCCCCUCUCCACCCUCCCCCUCCAUGUUCUGGCAACAUUAAACAGCAGCCACUUCCCACCACGGCCCUGGAGCAGCACUGGCCUCGAGAACUUUCUGCAGCUGUGGGAACGCCUGUCCCUGUGCCAUCCACAACAGCGGCCACCAGCACCCAUGCCAUGGCCCUGCCACGAACAAGACAGCCCACAAACCACAGUUCUCAAGCGAGAGCCCAAGGGCCUGGCAUGGGGAGCACAAGGGGAAGAUUUGAUGGUUGCCCACUAUUGCUGGGCGUCCGGCCAUCUAGGGGCUGUGUGCUGCCCUUCCCUCUGCUCUGCGCCCCACCUGUAGUGUUGGGGAUGCGUCUGUGUGGUUGGAGGCUGGGCAGGGGCUGGCAGGGAGGCUCUGCGGCCCAGAUGCCGGCAGUCCAGGGAGCCUGCAGUGACAGUCCGCUUUCUUGGUCGUCGCCUCCCUCGCAUCUGGGUGACGUGAGACAGCUGGAAGGAUCCUCCUCCUUCUGAUGCCAACAGGAACUCUUCCACCGGCGGACCCCAGAGGUGAAUUAUGAGCACUUUAUUCAGACUACAAAAUGGGGAAUCUCUUCUCGUUUUUCUCAGCUGAGGGCUUUUGAACUCUCCCCCAGAGCGGAUCCCUUUGCAGGUCCAGUUAGUUGAUGGUUUUCCCAAGUAGCCUUCCCUGCGCCCAUCAGCACAGCAUUCGUGGCUUCUGAAUCCGGGCAUUUUCAGUGUCUCGGGGUGGGGCUUGACCAUCAGUCCUUUCAUUGUAUGGGUGGCCAGGGUGAGUGGCCACUGGGAGCCCACCCUGGCGGUCUGUGUCCUUUGUUUCUCCUCCCUGCAGUAGGACAGUGUUUCUUCGGCCAUCGUGGGCACCUCCGGCAGCCUGAGCCUCCACGUGGGUAUCUGCGGGAGCUCUGGCCAAAGCCCAGAGUCCCGGAUGUUCUCAAGGGCCCUGCCCUUCCUGCACCCUUCUACACUCAGUUGCAUAUUUGCUCUCAGAACAACUCUAUCUCGCAGUUGAGGAGAUCGUACCCAGUUUUAUACCACUGAGCUAGAACCUUCUGCCAUCUGCUCGGGGCCCCAGGCAGCCCAUGUGGGCUCCAGCAGGGCCCAGGAUCCUGGCUUCCCUGAAAGGUCCCAGGAAGAGAGAAGCACCAGUAAGAACCCCUAGGAACAAGCCAGCUCUAGUACCUGGGACCCUGCUCUGCUCAGCGGAGCUCAGCAGCAAACACCCCAAGUCCAGACACUAUGAGCGCAUGACCGAAGGAAAGUGGGUUCCCCUUGCCGGUGCACUGCCUCCCCCCUCUCCUGAUAAAGCAUCAGCAGGCUAGGGCAGAGCCCCACGGGCUGCACCAGGAAGCUAAGGCAUGGGUCCCCCACCUGCAGGGACCCCCCCACCUGCAGAAGUCUGGGUCCUGGACACUCUCCCAGACUUUUCCCACAACCCAAAUGGGGUCAGCUGGCGUGGGAGCCAGAGCCGUCCAGACACUGCCAUUUGCCUGUGGACGUUGGGGAGCAGCAAAAGAACGCUGAGGUGGGUGAGUUCUGGACCCCAUCUCAUGACAAACAGGCGGGGGACUCAUCCUUCACAAGAACCUAAGCUCUCCUUCCGCUGGUGACAAUAAUGCCAAUUGAAUGCUUGUAACAAACCAUGUCACAGAAAGCUUCUUUCAAAUGGACGUGUUUCCCACCCCCGCCCCUCAGCUCUAUGGAUUCACAGAUGCUGCUAUUAGGCAGAAUUUAUAGGAAAUUGUUUUCAAGCCACAGGAGACCUGUUUGUACAACUGGAAGGUUGUAUUUAUUUAAUGUACCUCAAGGUGUUUUCAUAAUGAUCUGUGUUUUAAUAAAUACUAUU